GUGUAUGUUUGUAUAGGAGGAGGAGGAGGAGGAGGAGGAGGAGGAAAUUAAAACAAGCAAGUAACAUGUGUUAUGUGGGUAAGGCGACGAAGAUCUUCUUCUUUGUAGUAGGGGUGCUCGCUGUAGGAGGUCUGGUAUUGGGCUUCGGCCUGGCCCGCCACAGCUGGGCCCACAAGGCCCGCCCAUGCCGAUCCCCCGAUUGCCGGCCCAUUUACUCCGACCCCAUCCCGGCCGUCACCGGCCCCGACCCCGACCCCUCGGCCGCCGCCGCUGCUGACGCCGCCGCCCCCAAUCCUACCUCUUCUGCCGCCGCCGCCGCCACAACAACUAGUCCUUUCUCUGUAUCGGCCGCACCACAGCCCUUCCAAACUUUCGGCCCGCCGAGCCCGGCCUCCGUCGCGCUCGGCCCGGCCCAUGCGUAGCCACGUCCUCACCCAAUUUGGCAAAUUUGUAAUGUGUUAUUAAUAUUGUUAGGCUUUUUGUUUGGAAUU
Ananas comosus (pineapple) is the source of this 491-nucleotide messenger RNA. RefSeq lists its product as uncharacterized. The coding region runs from base 66 to 422 and encodes 118 amino acids. NCBI's taxonomy places the organism in Eukaryota, Viridiplantae, Streptophyta, Magnoliopsida, Poales, Bromeliaceae. The transcript has a single exon. The record is from RefSeq and is a predicted model, not a curated record.